GCAGAGAGAUCUUCAGGGAUGUCUGUUUUGCUUAGUCGGUUGUGUGUGUCUGUGAGGCCGGUGCGGGCCCUGUAUGGGCUGCGGAACAGCGGCACUGGUGCUUAUCGGGGGUACAACACCAACCCGGCUUUCCGUUCAUUGACUUACCUCCAGAGAGGGUUGCAAUACAGAAGUGUUUCAAGCAAUGAAACUGAAAACCGAGGAAACCUAUGUCAUAAUUCCCGGUUGUACACAACUUCACAGACUGUCGAUCCUUUGGAGAUGAGAAAAUUCCAAGCUUGGGUGCUGAAAUGGUGGGAUGAAGAAGGGAUCUUUUCAGUCUUGCAUGCCUUAAAUGAUAUACGGGUGCCCUUCAUCAGAGACAUCCUUAUGAGCAGGAACUAUGAACAUGAUGUCGGGUGUCCACUCUCUGGUGUGAAACUUCUAGAUGUUGGAUGUGGAGGAGGAUUGUUAUGUGAGCCUCUGGGCCGACUCGGAGCUUCAGUAACAGGAAUCGAUCCUUUGGAAGACAACAUUAAAAUUGCUGCACUGCACAAAUCAUUUGAUCCUGUGCUAGAGAAACAUGUUCAGUACAAAUCAUGCACAGUGGAGGAGCUUGUGGAUGGGCAUUUGGGAUACUUUGAUGCAGUUGUAGCUUCAGAAGUUUUAGAGCAUGUUGCUGAUGUGGAGUCUUUUAUCCAGAGCUGCUUCCACGUAUUAAAACCAGGUGGUUCUCUAUUUAUUACCACAAUCAACAAGACCAAGCUCUCGUACGCUUUAGCCAUAGUGGUAGCAGAGAAAAUAAUGGGCAUUGCCCCAGAAGGCACUCAUGACUGGGAGAAGUUUAUUCCACCUGAAGAGUUAGAGCGACUACUUGAAUCAAAUGGCUACGUUGUGGAAGCACUGCGAGGAAUGCUGUACAAUCCUUUCUCGGGUUCCUGGCGCUGGAUAAGUGACAACAGUGUUAACUAUGCACUACAUGCUGUGAAAACAGUGGCACAAGAGCAACCGACAGAUGUUGGAGGGGAGGGUGAGCAGGAACAGCAAAAAGUGGCAGAAGCCUCUGUAUGAGGAGACCAACUGACUCGCAUAUCCUGAAGAAAGUUUUUCUAUCCUAAUGUGGAAUUCAGUAAAAACAAAUGACAUUG
Xenopus laevis (African clawed frog) is the source of this 1127-nucleotide messenger RNA. It is a transcript of the gene coq3.L, whose product is annotated as coenzyme Q3 methyltransferase L homeolog. NCBI's taxonomy places the organism in Eukaryota, Metazoa, Chordata, Amphibia, Anura, Pipidae. The record is from RefSeq and is marked provisional. Gene Ontology annotation, biological process: ubiquinone biosynthetic process. Gene Ontology annotation, cellular component: mitochondrial inner membrane; mitochondrion; extrinsic component of mitochondrial inner membrane. Gene Ontology annotation, molecular function: methyltransferase activity; polyprenyldihydroxybenzoate methyltransferase activity; 3-demethylubiquinol 3-O-methyltransferase activity.